Molecule: messenger RNA, 1107 nt
Organism: Anopheles aquasalis
Lineage: Eukaryota; Metazoa; Arthropoda; Insecta; Diptera; Culicidae
Gene: Aven
Product: Apoptosis and caspase activation inhibitor
Biological process (GO): negative regulation of G2/M transition of mitotic cell cycle
Source: RefSeq, a predicted model, not a curated record
UGAAGAAAGCAAACAGUGCGUCUCGGUGUCUCUUGAGAUUCGGCAGAAGGGUUUCAUCGUUUAAUGCCGGCCUUUCAUUAACAAACUCAGUGGCGAGACUCAGCAGCGCAGACAAUGGACAAAGCGGCACAAGCGGCCAAGCGGAGACAAGAUAAAAGCCACAAGCGUGUACCGCCACCGAAACCGAACAAACAGACGGGCAAACCAUCGGCUGCGAAACCGGAACCACCUGAAGUGCAACACACGGCCCCGCUCGUAGUCGUCGAGGCUCGCUACUCAAAGCGAGAGAUCACACAAAACUGGACCGAAGAUCGAGAGCUUCCCGCCGGCGAAGGUAGCUCCUCCGAGGACGAACAGCUGAAUGCGGCCGAUUUUGAGAAGCUCCUGGAACUUCCUCCAUCCUCGGGCGGUCACUUUUUGCUGAGCUCCGAAAAGCACUGGCUGAAUCCGGACACCGGAUUACCCGGCGAUGACGAGAGGAACGGUUACGGCGAGUACUUCCGGAUCGACACGAAGCAGCUAAACGCAAGCCUCGGCUGUAUUCCAUUCUACCAACGGCAAGGCUACGAUGAGAAACUCUUCACCGCCUCCGAGUUGAAUCUGAUGCGACAGAAGGCGGAACUGCAGAGGGAAAAGUGGGGCAAAGGCAAAGAAAACAUGAUCCCGACCGUUCCUCCUGCUCCAACGAAACCACGGCCUGUACCUUGCUUGGUGAGUCCGUUUGCGUCACCGAAGGAUGAAACAGCCGCAAAACCACGUCCACCAGCCUGCUUGGUUGGUACGGCCGCUCUGCCCAGGGAUAAGAUUAAGGUAAAUGAAGAAUCCGUCGUUAAAGUACAUGCAAGGAAAGAGGAGCCCAAGAAGGUUCCUGUGCUGGAAAGUAAGCUAGCGGAACUUAAAAUUGAACCUAAACAAGUCACUAAGUUGGUGCCUUCAACAGAAACUCUUGGCCAGCAACAGUCUACGAGUAAACCUGAGUCAAAUGAUACAAAAGAAGAUAUCCAGCAGUGGUUAGAUGAUAUACUUGAUAUUUAGCGAAUAAAUUGGUCUUUAGUACAGGACCUGGUGGCCUACGGGAUAGUAAAGCAGUAAACGGCUGUGUUCUGU